AUGAGCAUGCAGAACUUCAAUACGUCUGAAUCCAAUUCGGAGGAUGUUACAGUAACUGCAAUGGCCCUUUCUUGUAUAGCUUUCAGGACAGUAGCGCUCAAGUCCAAGGCCAAUGGAAAAUUCGUAACGGCACAAAAUUCUGGUUCUCUUCCAUUAAUUGCACGUUCGGACGCGGUGAACGAAUCGGAAAAAUUCGAUAUCAUUCCGGUGGAUGAAAACCUCAGCCAUAUUGCGUUAAGAGCCGUCGCCAACCAGCUGUAUGUGACAGCCGACAAUGUUGGUGCCGGUCCAUUGAUUGCCAAUCGAGAUCAAAUCGGCACAUGGGAAACGUUUCAAGUGGUGAAACUCGCUGAUGGCACCCAAGCAUUCAAGUCAAUGGCCAAUAAUCUUUUCGUUUGUGCGGACAAUGGUGGAAAUAGUCCUCUCAUCGCCAAUCAGGAUUCAGCAAGCGCAUGGGAAGCAUUCGAGGUCAUUUCACAAUAG
Messenger RNA from Didymodactylos carnosus, 483 nucleotides. The record is from the annotation of a GenBank genome assembly. NCBI's taxonomy places the organism in Eukaryota, Metazoa, Rotifera, Eurotatoria, Philodinida, Philodinidae.